AACAACAAGACACCAGAGAAGUAAUUCCUUUAGUAUAGAGCAGUAGGGGAGGGCAUGGCAGCUUGGGAUAAAGGGUUUGCCAGGGAGAAGUGCUGAACUCACGCUGUUCUCAGAAUGGCAAAUUAUUCCAUUUACCACAAUGCAAACUUUCAGUCAUUUGUCAGACAAGAUUAUCGUCCCCUGAUUGUGGAGAGCAACUAUGAGGAGAUUAUAAACCAAGCAAGAUCAGAGCAGAGACGAGAAGUUAAUCAGAAACUAAAGAACGCCACCGUGUAUGCGGGGGAAUAUGGCCAGAAACAACUGGACGGAACCACUCGCUCAAAGAUGAGGCCCAGCUCCCCAACCAGGAAGAACAAUCCCCACCCCCCACAGAUCUUUAUGAUAACCAAGCUCCACAACCAGCCAGGAUACUAUGACUGUGAGAAAGGGACACUGGCAAAAUCAGGAAACUCCAGUUUAUACCUGCAACAUAAAGACAUUCUCAAUGGCAAGAAAAAUAAGGUGGAAAUAUUCAGUGACCAAAGAUUAAAUUUUGCAGCGGAGGCCUGGAUGAAACUAGCAAGUGAUAAAGACCGUGCCGCAGUGCAGAAAAUGAUGGACUUUGUAACAGAGAGUCAUGAAAAGCACAAAGAAAUUCCUGACAAAAGGAGGCUUCGCUGUCAGGCCUUGAUCCAGUUGGUGAAGCCUGAAUUAUCUGUUUCAGCCCAUCGAUGGCUGAAGGAGGCAGGAGUAUAUGAAAUAGCCAGUGUGGAGAAAUUGAUGAACACCUUGUCAACAGCUCCCGACCAGCAAAAGCCAUUGACUUUCCAUCGAGCCGAGUACGUUGUCCACCCUGAGUGGAGAACCAACUUCUCAUAAGUUACUCAUAUACUUACAUUACCUGAAUUCUAUCCACUGGGUAUAACCCAACUGAAAUGGUGGAGCAGCUACUGCGGAGGGGUUAGUAAAGUUGAGAAUAUUCUCACAAAUCUAUGUGAUAGGACUGAGCCGCGGGCCCAAUGUUUUUAUUCUCAUAAACCAAUUGUGAGAAAACUUA
Xenopus laevis (African clawed frog) is the source of this 1036-nucleotide messenger RNA. RefSeq lists its product as uncharacterized. The coding region runs from base 115 to 858 and encodes 247 amino acids. The transcript has 7 exons. Lineage: Eukaryota; Metazoa; Chordata; Amphibia; Anura; Pipidae. The record is from RefSeq and is a predicted model, not a curated record.